Messenger RNA from Stegodyphus dumicola, 642 nucleotides. RefSeq lists its product as uncharacterized. The record is from RefSeq and is a predicted model, not a curated record. NCBI's taxonomy places the organism in Eukaryota, Metazoa, Arthropoda, Arachnida, Araneae, Eresidae.
AUGAAAUUCGAAGAAGACUUAAAUUCACUAAUCAAGUCUUCUGGGGAAACUGAAGCUGUGACAGAAUGUCUCAAAAUAAAAAAUAAAGAAGAAGUAGAAUGUGAAAAUCAUUUUGUGAAAACACAUCAGCGGGAUAUCGAGAGUAGAUAUGUAGUGACUCUACCAUUAAGACAAGAUGUUCAUUUGGGUGACUCUUCGCUACUGGCCACACAACGGUUAAAUAAUUUGUGGAAGAGACUAGACAAAACCCCUGACAUGUCUAGGAUGUACUGUGAAUUCAUGAGUGAAUAUGAACCGUUAGGGCAUAUGCAAAAACUUCAGAGUGUGUCGGAAACUCUUAAGUGCAUAAUGCCUCAUUAUGGUGUUUAUAAAGCAGAGAGCAGUACAAUUAAGUUACAAGUGGUAUUCGACGCAUCGGCUCCUUCAUCUGGUGUUUCAUUAAACGACCGUUUGAUGAACGGAGGUGUGGUGCAAGAUGACAUGUUCUCUAUCCUGCUACGAUUUAGAAAACACAAGGUGCUUUUACUGCUGAUAUAUGUAAAAUAUAUCGGCAGAUUCGUACAGAUCCUGACAACGCAAACAUCAGUGCAUCCUCUGGGAAAUACAUUGAAUGAUGCAUCUAAACUCAAUUACUUGGCGUAA